AUGUCAAGCUUUGGAAUUGGAACUUAUGCUGAUUUCGAAGAAGUCCAAAGGGGAGAGGAAAUUACUCUGGCGCUGAUGAAAGCGAUUGAAGAAUCAAUUAUUUCAGCAAUCGUUUUCUCUGACGAAUAUGCCUUUUUCAUCAUGGCGUUUGGAAGAAGUCCCCAAGAUACUGGAAUGCAGGCAUACCAGGGGACAGUUUGUGGUCAUUUGGACGCGGGACAGGCGUAUCGGAGGAAACGGUCCUUUGGGCAAAGCAUGGAGAAUCACGAGGGACCGACCCAGCUUCAAGAAGGCAGUGAAAAACAGAGCUUUCAUGUUGUGGCUGGUAAGGAGGAUGAGAGAAGGAGAGCUAUUUACAAGCUCUAA
Messenger RNA from Theobroma umbraticum, 366 nucleotides. The record is from RefSeq and is a predicted model, not a curated record. Lineage: Eukaryota; Viridiplantae; Streptophyta; Magnoliopsida; Malvales; Malvaceae.